This is a messenger RNA of Lodderomyces margitis, 1131 nucleotides long. RefSeq names its product Sod6p (gene SOD6). Gene Ontology annotation, biological process: removal of superoxide radicals. Bases 1 to 1131 code for a protein of 376 amino acids. Gene Ontology annotation, cellular component: extracellular region. The record is from RefSeq and is a predicted model, not a curated record. The transcript has a single exon. NCBI's taxonomy places the organism in Eukaryota, Fungi, Ascomycota, Pichiomycetes, Serinales, Debaryomycetaceae. Gene Ontology annotation, molecular function: copper ion binding; superoxide dismutase activity.
AUGAAGUUGUUUUCAUCCAUAUUCAUUCUCAGUCUCACUUUUGCAACCACUUGCCUAUCAGACAAAGCCCCCAAAAUCAAAAAGAAUCCCAAAAAUAUUGUCGCUAUUGCUGACUUCCCAUUUGGCGGUGAUAAAGAUAUCAAAGGAAAUGUUGUAUUCACCACAACUGGCAAAUAUGUCAACGUUCAUGUCGACAUGACGGGGUUCCCCCAUAAUGAAGGUCCAUUCUACUACCAUAUUCAUGAACGUUCAGUACCGGAAAAUGGAAAUUGUGAAGCUUGUGGAUUACAUUUUAAUCCAUACAAUUCUAGUCCUGAUUGUCUUGCUCAAAAACAUGAUGGAUAUUGUCAGGUGGGUGAUUUAUCAGGUAAACAUGGUGCCAUCAAUAGUACUUGUUUUGAAUUCAAAUUCACUGACCCUUAUUUAUCGUUAAACAAGAGAUCAAAGAGUUAUAUUGUGGGAAGAAGUUUGGUUUUCCAUUACGCUAAUAUGACUAAAUUGGCUUGUGCUGAUAUUGAAUUGGCUAAUGAUUUACGUAUUCAAAGUCUUAUGGAUGAGUAUGUUCAAACUGAUGAUUCAGUACAAUUGACACAAUUGAAACAGUCUUUGGAUCAAGGGUAUGCUUUUGAUGCGUUGGAAGCUUUGAAAAAUGAGGUUUAUGAAAGUGAUGAUGACGUGCAGGAAGUUUUGCCACCAUCUUUACAACAAGAGCUUAAUCAACCAAACGCCAACGAGCAAAAGGAGGAGGAGGAACAACAACAACAACAGGAGGGUAUUGACAACGAGCAAGAAGAUCUUUCUCGAUCAAAGAAUUUCAAACACAUCUUACAAGAUGUUAAAGUGUUGCCCCAGCGAUUAGUCAACAAAACCAAAAACCAUUGGUCAAAAGAAGAUGAAGGAAAAUUUGGUCGGAAAAAAGUUGACAAGUUAAUUCACCAUUCCUCAAUUUAUUCACCCAAUUCAUCGGAAAUGGAAUUAUACCAAAACCAAACCAAUGUGACAUUACAUGGGGUUUCACAAGAUUGUUCGCCAAAUUCAAGUUCGUCACUAUUUGCAUCAUUAUCAACCCUGUUCCUAUAUGCAUUGAUGAAUUCAGUCAUGAUUGGAGUGAUUGUCAUGGUGGUGAUAUAA